UCAUUUAUCGCGAUCUGCGCAGUUGGGAUUCAGAAGCCGGUGCGAGUGUUACGCGCGUGGAAACUAAUGCGUCUGCUGUUUAGUGUUACCUUUUUUUCCUUCUCUUCUCGGAUGUUACUUUCUGCCAACAAUGUGGUGAAUUCAACAAGAGUGCGGAAUAAACAAGUGAAGUGACAUGUUAAAGCUGCGAAGACCUACGUGAUCUGUAAGCUGGACUUCUCUGCAGUUCAUUACGGGAACCCCCGUGCGAUGUUCGCGAUAUCCAAGCUCGUGAGCGCGGAGGACCGGGAGACGGGGGAGAUCCUCUUCGACCAGGAGACGGGCGAGACGAGCGUGCACCUCGACGCGGGCCCCCGCUGGCACGUCCAGGCGCUGGACGCCGAGACGGGCGAGCUGGUGCCGGAGCCCCCUGACGCGGACAGGAGGAGGAUCUUCCACGUGCCCAGGAGCGCCCUGCGGGACGCCCGGAGCCCCAAGAGGCGCGGCGCGUUGCGGGGGGGCCGUCGUCCCCCACACGUCACCGUCGUCUCCGCCACGCACCGGGACGACGACGGCGGAGAACCGGAGCUCCAGAACUUCUACAAGCGCGUGCACGCCACGUGCCUGCCGAUGCUGCUGCUGCUCAUGUUCCUGCCGGCGUGGGUGGCUGGCGCCUACUACCUCGCCGAGUGGAUCCUGCACGGCGUCGCCCACCACACGGACAGGAUCGGCUGCUUCCGGCUGUGCGACCCCUUGUGCUACUUCACGUCCAGCCUGUGCUCCAGCUGCCAGCAGCAGCACGCCGCCCGCAGGGUCAUCCAGAUGCAGGACAAGAGGAAGCUGCGGGCCAUCAACAAGAAGCUCGAGUACCUCAGCUACGUCAACACCGUCAUCAGCUGAACCGGGCCCGUCGUUGUCCUCCCGUCGUGACGUGUGGUAGCGCCUGAAUGGUGACGAGUGUAGUUGACUUACUACUCUUACCAAGAUACACAGAAGCUCGAGUACAUAAGUUGCGUCAACACCAUCACGAGUUGAACCAGCCCGUUGUAACUGGGUAGCACCUAAAUGGUAACGAGUGUAGUUGAAUGACUACUCUUACUAAGAUACACAGAAGCUCGAAUACAUCAAUUAUGUCAAUGUCAUCAUGAGUUGAACCAGCCUGUUGUAACCGGGUAGCUCCUAAAUGGUAAUGAGUGUAGUUGCAUGACUACUCGAACUAAGAUACACAGCAGCUGGAGUAAGUAAAUUGCGUCAACACCAUCACGAGUUGAAUCAGCCCGUUGUAACCGGGUAGCACCUGAAUGGUAAUGAGUGUAGUUGAAUUACUACUCUAUAAAGAUGCACAGAAGCUCGAGUACCUCAGAUGCGUCAACACGUUGAACUGUUUGUUGUGUCUUCCCGUUGUAACAUGGUAACGCAUAAAUUGUAGUGAUUUUAGUUCACUUCCUGCUCUACUAAGAUACACAGAAACUCGAAUACCUCGGUUACAUCAACAAGUCGUUGUGUUGUUCCAUGACAACGCGGUAAUGAGUGUAGUUGACUUACUAUUCUACUAAGAUAUACAGAAACUCAUGUACCUCAUUUACGUUAAUACAGUCAUCAUUUGAACCGAAUGUUCUGUCCUCUCAGUAUAAUUUGACAGCGCAUAAAUGAUCAUCAGUGUAGUUUAAUUACUACUCUGUUAAGAUACACCGAAAGUUUGACUGUGUUUGUCUGUGCUAUCAUGUUGUCCAUAGCACCUGUUUAGUUUCAUAAUUGGAUCCUUCUGUUUGCUGUGUUUUCCAGGGGUUUCUUAUUUAGCUUUCUUGAAUUUUUUCCAUGACGUACAGUGCAAUACUGCAGUGGCGUAUGUCCAAAGAAUUGUAGCUAGUUAUGGCUUAUGGCUAGCCACCAAUAUAUUUAAAUCUGACAGUACAGACAGAAGCCCAUUUAAAAUAUCUCUGGUUUGUACUUUUUUUUUUUUUUUUUUUUUUUUUUUGCUUUUCCAAAAGGACUGCAAAGUACCAGGAUUCCCACAGACAAGGGAAAUUCUAGGAAAAAAAAAAAAAGAAGGUAUAACUUAGGUAUUCAAAAAGAAUGUCUAAAAAACUUGAAAAAAAAAACAAAACAAAACAGAUAUUGGCGAUACCUAAGUUACAAAACAGUAUCAGUAAGGUUUGAUACUAUGUACCAUUAGGUUUGUGUAACAUCAUAGAAUUUAUGUAUGGUUAGUGAUCCGUAUCAGAAUUUUACAGUCGUGCUCACAGGUGAACAAAACAAUUGUGUAUUAUGUAAUAUAAAGCACGACAAAUAUCUAUAGUGUUUCGCAUGAUCACAAUCGGUAAUGUAUCGUUUCAUAGCUUGAUCAAGAAAUGUAUUGGUUUAAUUUUUCAGACUGGCGGUGUUGGUGAUAUAGUGCUUAUAUAAAAGAUAACGGUGCAAACAGUAUAUUGUGUAGGAAAAAAUAGAUGAUCAUAUGUUGUAUUUAUGUUUAUUGAAACAUGUUUUAAUAAUAUACAUUAUGACUGGUCAUCGUAUUGUCCUCGGACAAUGUAAAAUGUGUUUCAAGUUGACAGGGAAAUAAAAGGUAAAACUCAAGAGAAAUUAAUUGUUACUGUACAAAAGCAUGUUUAAUAUUAUCACUUUUAUAAAGAAAUCAAAAAAAAAAAAUAUAUAUAUAUAUAUAUAUUACAAACUACACUCAAAUAUAGACAAUUGUGUAGUGAUGGUUAAAGAAUAAAGCCCCAUGUUUCUUUUUCACAACAGUGCUUUGCAUUACUUUUUUAAAUGAAUCUAAAAGAAACUAAAAUGGGAGCAGUGCAUGACUCGAGAAAUGUCGACAAUGUACAGUGCAACAGGACUUUUGAAACAUUGUGACAGUACCUUUGAAAGUAACAAAAAAUUGUAGAUAGAAACAAUUUUAACUUUCGUACGAUCUUGAAAUAUUUGGUGUACGGUACCAAAUUGCAACAAUUUAAAACAAAAUCCUAACAUACAUUGGUUGUUGUACUUGACGAAUAGUGUCGUGAUAUGUGCAGGUGAUGGAAAUCAUUCUACAUUUGAUUUUAACAGAAAUUAAAAACUGCAUCGGCCGAAGGCAGAACUCUCCUACAGAGUUCAGAGAAUGGUGGAAAAAAUUCAUGCCGAAAUUUUCUCUGCUAUACUUGACUAUCAAAAUGCUCACUGGAAAAGUUAUCAUGUUAACAAACUCAUAUUUUAUGUUCAUACCAGUGGCUAACAUACAUUAUGAGACUGGCAAUAUGUAUUAUCUUGUAAAAUAUCUACUUGCAAUUAGUUUGAACGUUUCAGACAUGUUACAAAAUUUUAUUUUUAAGAGAUUAAUUUUAAGAAGUUUUGUGCAUCUAAUGGAAUGUUUUGUCCACCAAAAUGAAUUACAAUUCAUACUGUAUUAAGCAAAUGACAGGUGAAUGAUUUACAGAAUAACUUUUUUUAAACGUAAAAUACAGCAACAACAUUGUAAAUGUGAUGAGAGUACAUACUUCUAACUUCUGUAGAUGUAAAAAAAAAAACUAAAAUUAUGAAAGAUGUUUAAAAUAUGAGAUUAAGUAAAAUGUUGUAUUGCAGCUGUUAUAGAGUAAGCAUCGCAGAGGUGAUGGUGUUGAAUUUCUAUUUUUUUUUUUUCAAGUUAAUAAAUGUUGUGUUAAAAAUA
Molecule: messenger RNA, 3628 nt
Organism: Bacillus rossius redtenbacheri
Lineage: Eukaryota; Metazoa; Arthropoda; Insecta; Phasmatodea; Bacillidae
Exons: 2
Coding region: 250-879 (209 amino acids)
Source: RefSeq, a predicted model, not a curated record